Molecule: messenger RNA, 723 nt
Organism: Oreochromis niloticus (Nile tilapia)
Lineage: Eukaryota; Metazoa; Chordata; Actinopteri; Cichliformes; Cichlidae
Product: olfactory receptor 867-like
Biological process (GO): G protein-coupled receptor signaling pathway
Cellular component (GO): membrane
Molecular function (GO): G protein-coupled receptor activity
Source: RefSeq, a predicted model, not a curated record
AUGUCUUCACAGAAUGCUUCAAUCAAUGUAACACACUUUAUUAUAGGUGGUUUUGACACGCUCAGUAGACCUAUUGCUGUUGGUGUGGUUAUACUAAUAAUCUAUCUUCUUGCUGUUCUUGCCAAUAUGGCAAAUAUUAUGUUUAUUAUUUCUGACAAGAGAUUACAUAAACCAAUGUACCUUAUGAUUUGCAACCUUGCUGUUGUUGAUAUAGUGUACACCUCCAGUUGCAGUCCAACAAUGAUUGGGGUUCUACUUGCAGGUGUUAAUACUGUAUCCUAUGUGGAGUGUUUAAUUCAAAUGUGUGCUUUCACUUUGGGAACAUCAAUGGAGUCGUUUGUUUUAGCAUUUAUGGCAUUGGAUAGAUUCAUUGCAAUAAUUUAUCCUUUCCAGUAUCACAGUUAUUUAACAAACACACGUGUUCUUAUUCUUACAUUUAUCAUGUGGUUUGUUAACUGGUUAUCUUCAAAUAAUGGAAAAAAAGAAAUGGGGAGCACUCUUGUGAGUCACUUAAUUUGUGUAAUUCUUCAUUACUGUCCUGCAUUUGUUCACAUUAUCUUCACCAGGUUUGGUGUGGUAUUAACUCUUGAGGAACGCCAAGGUUUAGUAAUUGGUGCAGUCCUCGGUCCAUGUCUUGUAAAUCCUUUUGUGUACUGUCUUAGAACGAAAGAAAUUAAACAGAAGCUCCUUAAGAUUUUCACACAUCUGACUAAAAUCUUGUGA